ACAUGGCUUUUACAGAUGAAGACGCGAACGCUGAAUUAGAAAAACUCCAGCAGAACAUUACCCUUACCCUUCAAGCUAUUGAUCAAAACUUUGCUAAAUGCAAUCAGAUCGUUUCAUCGAGCAUUCUACCAGCCGUGGAUAAGUUUGCUGAAGCCAGUAAAGGCGUGUGGAACGGUAGCAAGUUAUGGCUCUACUUUUUCCAGUCACUUGACGAUGGGCAUGGACUGACGCGCACAGACGACGAGAUCAUGGGUUCCAAUCGACCGCCAUUAGGCGCUUCGACUAUUGCAACGACACCGGGGGAUCGCACAACAACCGAUUUGCGCGGACGAUCGCCGUGGCAACGUCUAAACAACGAAAUGAGUUUGGAAGCUGUAUCGGAUACGUCAUCAUUAUUACCAAGUAUGACCCGCCACCGCGCAUUAUCACCCACAUUGUCCCAUUCCGAUCAUAAACUGCUGGGCAAAGUAUUACGACGCCAAUUCCAUGAACAUGCCUGUACACCGGCACCGUUGUCUGUUUCUGACGCAUUUAGCACGGUACAACGCGCGUGCAGUGAAUCGUCUUCGUCAUCACGUACAGGCGAUCCCACCGAUCAGAAUGGCUUGUCACCUCCUCGCACCAUACCCUUUGGUAUUUCGCCCUCGCGUUUAAUAGGAACCCCGCAACGGGACGCCGCCAAGAUUAUCACUGAGGAUCUACUGGCAGCUGCUGGAGCAGGCAGCCCGCCGUCGUCUUCAUCGAAUACCGGAAGCGCACGAAUGAUGGAUCAUGCGGAACAUCGAUCGAAUAAAAGCACGACGUUAUGGGAUGGAAGCGCGUUGAGCAAGGCCGACGAUGAGGGACGGGAACAUUUUGAACAAUUUAUGAAGAACCGACAAGAAAGACUACAACAGAUGGAUCCAGAGGAGGAGUUGCAGGCAGUCUAUGGUCGGUUUGUGUCACCGUAUCAGGCCACGACACCGAUGUACAGAAAGGCCACCACGCCCAUGGUGAGCACACCGACGGUAAAAAGAGUAUUUGAAAGCUACAACCAGGAUUUGCGAGUAUCGAAACGGCCGCAGCACGACGAUGAUAGCUGGCAUAAUGUAUCCCGAUCCGUAACUAAUAGCGAAUCAGAUGAGCGGAGACGGGCACCACCACAGGAUGAUGAUUUCGAUCUUCCCUCGUUUAAUCAGCCGUCAUUUAGCCAAUUGUCGUUACCCGACAUCCCGAGCGAGCCGGGGGAUGUGGCUUACGAAUUCUCGCAAGCAUUACCUUCGCACCGUGCGAUUGCGACACCCGGAAUGAGUGAAAAUGGAAGUUUGAGAAGCGGUGAGUCGACGCCAAGUAUGAUGUCGAUGGUGAGUGGCAUGUCAGGUCAAAUUCCUGUACGGUUCAGCCUGAAAUACUUCCCCAGUUCGUUCCAAUCACCGCCUGGUUCCACCCAGUUGACUCGUCUGCAUUCCAUUUUCGCGGAUCGACCUGGUCAAGUGUUGACGAUGGAGGAUAUCCUGACCAUUGUGGAAGACGCCAACCCACCUUAUAACGAACAGAAUCUGAUAGUCCUCUUGGACAUGCUCAAACGAAAAAAGUUUAUCAGAAAGACCAGCCAAGGGUGGUCCAUUCGCCGUUAAAAUGCAUAUGUACAUAGAAACAACUUGUCUUAUUGACUAUCAUCUGGGAAUAUCAAAGCAUAAUAGUACUAAUAAAUAACCAACUCAGGCCGUGCUUGUUCGCUUACUGAUCUCUUGGAGCCAACAC
This is a messenger RNA of Radiomyces spectabilis, 1743 nucleotides long. Its product is annotated as DASH complex subunit Ask1-domain-containing protein. The transcript has 2 exons. Gene Ontology annotation, cellular component: mitotic spindle pole body; mitotic spindle; DASH complex. Gene Ontology annotation, biological process: attachment of spindle microtubules to kinetochore. NCBI's taxonomy places the organism in Eukaryota, Fungi, Mucoromycota, Mucoromycetes, Mucorales, Radiomycetaceae. The record is from RefSeq and is a predicted model, not a curated record. The annotation marks the transcript as partial.